Molecule: messenger RNA, 258 nt
Organism: Pterocles gutturalis (yellow-throated sandgrouse)
Lineage: Eukaryota; Metazoa; Chordata; Aves; Pterocliformes; Pteroclidae
Product: chromosome unknown open reading frame, human C1orf74
Exons: 1
Coding region: 1-258 (85 amino acids)
Source: RefSeq, a predicted model, not a curated record
AUGGAGGGGGAUGCGGAGAACUGCCUGGCGCUGACGCCGCUGAGGGUGUUCACGGUCCAGGCCUCCUGCCGUAGGAUAAAGGACGGUCUCAGGGUCCAGGUGUAUUCCUUCAGCAUCCCGGAGAGCCUCUGCGCGGAGCUGGAGGAGGUGCUGGGUGCCUGGUGUGAUGACCUGAGGGAGGCCUUCAGUGCACAGAGUGACUUUGUAGAUCUCUGCAUUUCAAGCGAAGUGGUGUCUCUUCCAGCGGUUGCCUUGUAA